GAAGCAAUGAGUUUUGGACCAGCAUGCAUCUUCCUGAGGGGGGCCAAAAAUACUGACCGAUCCCUUGCAGAUGACGAGAUAGAAGAGUUGCGCGAGGCCUUUGAGGAGUUUGAUAAAGAUAAGGAUGGGCUGAUCAGCUGUAAAGACCUGGGGAAUCUGAUGAGAACCAUGGGAUACAUGCCCACUGAGAUGGAACUCAUUGAACUCAGUCAAAACAUCAACAUGAACCUCGGAGGAAGAGUAGAUUUUGAGGACUUUGUUGAACUCAUGGCUCCCAAACUGCUUGAAGAAACUGCCGGAAUGAUUGGCCUGAAAGAGCUGAAAGAUGCUUUUAGAGAGUUUGAUAUGGACGGUGAUGGGUGUAUCACCAUAGAGGAACUGAAACAUGCGAUGGGGAAACUGCUGGGAGAACAAACCAACAGGAAAGAGAUCGAGGCUGUGGUCAGGGAGGCUGACAACAAUGGGGACGGUACCGUGGAUUUUGAAGAAUUUGUGAAAAUGAUGUCACGGAACUGA
Molecule: messenger RNA, 516 nt
Organism: Chanos chanos (milkfish)
Lineage: Eukaryota; Metazoa; Chordata; Actinopteri; Gonorynchiformes; Chanidae
Gene: cabp5b
Product: calcium binding protein 5b
Exons: 6
Coding region: 7-516 (169 amino acids)
Cellular component (GO): cytoplasm
Molecular function (GO): calcium ion binding; calcium channel regulator activity
Source: RefSeq, a predicted model, not a curated record